CCCGCCUUGCCGAACUAAUGGAGGGCCUUACGGUUCGCCUGCUGCGCGGCAGCGGGCUGCUAAGAAGAAAUUUCCUGACUUGCCUGUCUUCUUGGAAAAUUCCUCCUCGAGUCCUAAAGUCUUCCCAUUCAGAAGCUCUGCUCGAUGUAACAAGUAAUGGACUACUCUUUGCCCCACUGCAAACACUUACAGAAGAGGAAAUGAUGAUAAAGAGUUCGGUUAAAAAAUUUGCAGAGGAUCACAUUGCUCCUUUGGUUUCAACAAUGGAUGAAAAUUCGAAAAUGGAAAAGUCUGUAAUACAAGGAUUAUUUCAACAAGGGUUGAUGGGUAUUGAAAUUGACACAAAAUACAGAGGAACAGGAGCUUCAUUUUUUUCCUCUGUCCUAGCAAUAGAGGAAUUAGCCAAAGUUGAUGCAUCUGUGGCUGUCAUGUGUGAUGUUCAGAACACAAUAACUAACAAACUGAUUAGCAAACAUGGAACAGAAGAACAAAAGGCCACCUAUUUGCCCCAACUGGCUACAGAAAAGAUAGGAAGUUUCUGCCUUUCGGAGGCUGGAGCAGGUAGUGACUCAUUUGCUUUGAAGACCAGAGCUGAUAAAAAGGGAGACUGUUAUGUCAUCAAUGGGUCAAAGAUGUGGAUCACCAGUGCCGAGUAUGCAGGGCUCUUCCUGGUGAUGGCAAAUGUAGACUUUUCCAUUGGCUAUAAAGGAAUUACCUGCUUCUUAGUAGAUCGUGAUACAGCAGGCCUUCACAUAGGGAAGGCAGAAAACAAAAUGGGGAUCAGAGCUUCUUCCACCUGCCCGUUAACAUUUGAAGAUGUCAAGGUUCCAGAAGCCAAUAUCUUGGGACAAAUUGGACAUGGCUACAAGUACGCCAUAGGGAGUCUUAAUGAAGGUAGAAUAGGAAUUGCUGCACAGAUGCUGGGAGUGGCCCAAGGAUGUUUUGACUACACAAUUCCGUAUAUUAAAGAAAGAAUACAAUUUGGCCAAAGAAUAUUUGAUUUUCAGGGACUCCAACACCAAGUGGCUCACGUGGCCACCCAGCUGGAAGCUGCAAGAUUGCUAACAUACAAUGCUGCUAGGCUUGUAGAAGCUGGAAGGCCAUUCAUAAAAGAAGCAUCUAUGGCCAAAUACUAUACAUCAGAGGUCGCAGGUCUAACAACUAGUAAGUGCAUUGAGUGGAUGGGAGGAGUUGGCUACACCAAAAAUUACCCCGUGGAAAAAUACUUCCGAGAUGCAAAGAUUGGUACGAUCUAUGAAGGAGCUUCCAAUAUCCAACUGAACACCAUUGCAAAGCACAUUGAUGCAGAAUACUGACAUCUAUAGGAAUGGGACCCUUGCCUGGUGUCCCUGUUGUAAAAUUUUAAACUAUUGUGCCUUGUUGGAGGAAUAAACCUCCAUAGCUUUGAAGUAUUUUUUUUACCCUCUUUGUCAUGGUCCUGGGCAUAGGGCUUUUCAGUUUUAUCUUUUCAGUCUGCUAACUUAAGGCACAGGAGAUCAAUUUUUAAAUUUGGAUGGAAGAGGGCCCAUAUUUUUUCCAAAACUUUUAAAAGUUCUAUACAUAUUUAUAUUAUAAUUCUGGUUUUAGAGCAUUCAGAAAUUCAUCGGCAUUUAGAAAAAUAAAGACAUUUGAAGUAUCAUAUUACACAAAUAGUUAUUUUAUAUUACUAUUAAAUCUGUGUUUUGUGACACUAGUCAGAGAAGCAUUUGUUAUAGUAGGUACUCUUUAUUUAAUGCUUUAUAGAUUUAAUUCUAAGUUGCUAAGCAAAAAAACUGAUAAUUUACUUAAGAAAAUCUAAAAUUCUAAUUUUAGAUACCAGAAUUGGUGGAAAAUAAGAGUCUAACAACUUUGAAGGUCAUAUAAUUGAAGAAAACAUUAUUUUAACAAAGUAAAACAAUAUAAUUUGUUACUAUGAUUGAACUAUAUAAAAGAUGCACUUAGUUUCAGUAGGUCAUUUUAAAAGCAAGUCUCUAUGUUAGUUUUCAAAUACAAAGUUUAAGUAAUUUUGCUUUAAUAAUCAGAAAAUACUCAAUUCAGUAUGAUAAUAGUCAUUCUAUCAUGCACUAUUUUUCAAUAGUACAAUUUCUUUCUGUAUUUUAAGUGAAUGUUGUUACCUCAAACUUGGUUAUUGGGUUUUAUCCUGAAUAGUAAUUCAGAAUCUAGGUUUUGGCUCAGUGAUUUUUUUUUUUUUGAGCUGGAGUCUCCCUCUGUCGCCC
Carlito syrichta (Philippine tarsier) is the source of this 2216-nucleotide messenger RNA. RefSeq names its product acyl-CoA dehydrogenase, short/branched chain (gene ACADSB). The coding region runs from base 18 to 1316 and encodes 432 amino acids. Gene Ontology annotation, cellular component: mitochondrion. The record is from RefSeq and is a predicted model, not a curated record. The transcript is spliced from 11 exons. Lineage: Eukaryota; Metazoa; Chordata; Mammalia; Primates; Tarsiidae. Gene Ontology annotation, molecular function: flavin adenine dinucleotide binding; acyl-CoA dehydrogenase activity.